Messenger RNA from Trichoderma reesei QM6a, 1002 nucleotides. RefSeq lists its product as uncharacterized. The transcript has 3 exons. Bases 1 to 1002 code for a protein of 333 amino acids. NCBI's taxonomy places the organism in Eukaryota, Fungi, Ascomycota, Sordariomycetes, Hypocreales, Hypocreaceae. The record is from RefSeq and is a predicted model, not a curated record.
AUGUCCCCCACCAAAAUCAUCGCCGUCCUCGGCGCAACAGGCAACCAAGGCGGCUCCGUCGCCGACGUCUUCCUCUCCAGCCCCGGCUGGUCCGUCCGCGCCCUCACCCGCAACACCACCAGCGCCAAAGCCCAAGCCCUCGCCUCCCGCGGCGCCGAGCUCGUCCGCGCAGACAUGGACGACCCGGCCACCCUGUCUGAGGCCUUUGCAGGCGUCCACGCCAUCUUCGCCGUGAGCGACUUCUGGGGCCUGUACGGCGACCCGGCGAACAAGGACCGGCCCGCGCCCGGGCAGCCGCUCAACGUCUGGGCCGCGGAGCACGAGGUGCGGCAGCUGAAGAACGUGAUUGAUGCGGCGGCCGAGGUUGACUCGCUGGAGAGGUUUGUGUUUUCCGGCUUGUCGAAUGCGACGAAGUGGUCUCGGGGGAAGUACACGCACGUGUACCACUUUGAUUCCAAGGCGAGGGCGGAGGAGUACAUCAGGGAGACGUAUCCGGCGUUGUGGGCCAGGACGAGCGUCUUUCAGGCGGGUUUGUUUCUGAGCAACUUUGUUGGCAAUCCGAUUAUGCGGCCCGUCAAGAACAAGGAUGGCGUUGCGCAGUUUAUCGGCAACAUCGACGUCGACGUCAAGCUCCCGUUCAUCGCCGCCGAAGAAGACUCGGGCCACUUUGUGAAAGCUCUGGUGCAGGAGCCGGCGGGCAAGAACGUCAUCGGAUACAGGGAGUGGCUCACCCAUCGCGAGCUCGCGGCCAUCUUCAGCCAGGCGACGGGCAUUCCGGCCGAGGCUGUUCAGUUGCCCGAGGGCCAGUCCAAGGUUGCGUCGCCGCCGGAGCUCAAGCUGGAGCUGGAUGACAACUUUGCGUACUGGAACGAGUUUGGGUACGAGGCGAGGGAUGAUCCUACGGUGAUUCACCCGCGAGAUUUGGCGACUCUUGGAAAGCUUGAUACUGUGUACAAUUACUUUAAGAAGUUUGACUGGGCCAAGAUCUUGGACGAGGCAUAG